Molecule: messenger RNA, 876 nt
Organism: Colletes gigas
Lineage: Eukaryota; Metazoa; Arthropoda; Insecta; Hymenoptera; Colletidae
Exons: 4
Coding region: 1-876 (291 amino acids)
Biological process (GO): regulation of cytoskeleton organization
Cellular component (GO): axoneme
Molecular function (GO): microtubule binding
Source: RefSeq, a predicted model, not a curated record
AUGGCCGACGAGAACGAAAAGAGUCCGGAUGAUCGAUCGGAGGAGCUGUACACGUGGAUUUCCAUGAUUCCAUCCUUGAAACAGAAAAAAAAUUUACCAAGAGACUUUUCGGACGCUGUUUUGAUGGCGGAGAUCCUCAAGGUAUAUUACCCCCGUUACGUUGAUCUCCACAAUUACGUGCCAGCCAACAGCUUGACGACGAAGAAAGAAAAUUGGGGCAUCUUAAAUCGGAAGGUGUUCAGCAAAAUCGAUAUGAAAUUGUCUAAAGAUACGAUCAGUCAGCUGGCGAAUUCUCAUCCCGGGGUCGCUGAACAUUUAUUGCUAGAGCUAAGGGACAAAGUUUUGUGCAACGAUAAGGAGAAAGGCAAGAACAAGAAGUAUGCUACGAUAGAAGAAAAUUCGUGUUUCGCCGACCGAUUAACCGCAGAGACAGAAUGCUCCCGUAGAUCGAUCUACGCACGUGUCAAAGAGAGACUGUUCUUUAUCGUGCAAUGGCUGCUAAGUUGGCUAUGCGUUUGGAAUUAUUUCCCAAGCAUAAAGUUCCGGAAAGAAAGUACCGACACAGUGUCCAGGACGGAGAACACAUGGGAGAACAGAAACGUCGAAGACGGUUCCAUUCCUCAUUACGUCUGUACGCAAUUGAAGCAAGAACUUUGCGAAAAGGACGACAUUAUCUGUACCUUGAAUCGCAAGGUCGAAUAUCUGGAGAGCGCGAUGAAAGUGAAGGACCUGCGAAUAUCGAAUUUAGCGUCGCAAAUCUUACAGAACGCCGUGGACUCCGAGCAGCUCGGAAAAGUUCAAACGAACAACGAUACACAGAUCAAAUCUCGAUUUCAAUUGCUACACGUUCGGGAUAAAUUUAAAGUGGAGGAAUAA